AUGCGGGAGUUGGUCGCAGCAGAAACAAGCAAACAGAGUCCCAGAGUAUUGGCGUUUCCAAUGUUUUACGACGAUGAUCAAGGACGUGCCGCCUUCAAUCAAUACUGGGCAAGGGUGCAAGAGAGAAAGGCAGAGCCUCUCAUUCUGGACCUACUGUAUCGGUAUGGUGCAGCGCAGAGGCAACUCGAGGCUGCGAUGGAUUCGUUCAAGAAAAGUGCUCGAGCAGCUUUCGACCGAUUGGGUGAGCUAAAAGUGCUCCUUCUAGUCGCCAAUGGUGAUAAUGACAUGGUGAUCCCGACAAGCCAAAGCUGGGAGCUCAUCAUCAAUUCUCGUGAUGGUCAUGAGUUUAUCUGGCAAUAA
Messenger RNA from Cladophialophora bantiana CBS 173.52, 360 nucleotides. RefSeq lists its product as uncharacterized. NCBI's taxonomy places the organism in Eukaryota, Fungi, Ascomycota, Eurotiomycetes, Chaetothyriales, Herpotrichiellaceae. The coding region runs from base 1 to 360 and encodes 119 amino acids. The transcript is spliced from 2 exons. The record is from RefSeq and is a predicted model, not a curated record.